AUGAUGACCAUGUUGCUGUCGAAGCUCGAGUUUUCCCGGUUGGACGGGCCCACGCCGGAGGAGGCGGAUGGGCCCAUGACGAGGGAGUCGAGGAGGAGGCAGGGUUUAAGAAGAGAGUUGAAACUUGAAAGCCAGGGGUUUAUUGGAAGGGAUAUAAUAGAAAUGUGGGGAAAAGGUGUACAGGAUUGUGAAAGGAAAUUAAUCUCGUCGUGCAAUGGUCCUGCAAGAAUUGAGUGCAAUUCAAUUCAAGCACAGUUGACCCUGAUCCACUUCCACGACCACCAUUAUCAUCAACACCACCCAACGCUCGAGGGACCAAAGGGCUUGGAACCGGGCCUGGGCCCGGGCCCGGGCCCAUGCCUGGGAGCCCAUUCUGACCCAAAUACAUAUCCAAUGGAAAACCAGCUGGCGAGCUCCGCUUCGCGUUCGGACUGUCGUUUCUUCUUGCGGAGCAUGAGGGUCUUGAAACGGCGUUUAACGGCAAACGUUGCACUUGCAGCUGGGUUCGUGGCGGCCCUUGCCGCUCGGGGGCUGAAUGCAGACAAUGCACGUGCAGCCGGGCCUGUGGCGGGGAUGCCGUGUGGUGGGGCCCGUCGAGUAGUCUCCUGCUUCGGCUAUGUUGUCCCCUAA
Messenger RNA from Striga asiatica, 630 nucleotides. The record is from the annotation of a GenBank genome assembly. NCBI's taxonomy places the organism in Eukaryota, Viridiplantae, Streptophyta, Magnoliopsida, Lamiales, Orobanchaceae.